Messenger RNA from Eremothecium cymbalariae DBVPG#7215, 2019 nucleotides. RefSeq names its product Noc3p (gene NOC3). The transcript has a single exon. Gene Ontology annotation, biological process: DNA replication initiation. Gene Ontology annotation, cellular component: nucleolus. Bases 1 to 2019 code for a protein of 672 amino acids. The record is from RefSeq and is a predicted model, not a curated record. Gene Ontology annotation, molecular function: chromatin binding. NCBI's taxonomy places the organism in Eukaryota, Fungi, Ascomycota, Saccharomycetes, Saccharomycetales, Saccharomycetaceae.
AUGGCAGUCAGAAAACGAUCGCAGAAGUUAAUUCAGGAAAGGAAUGCAAAAAGAAGGAGACAGGAGGACUCUUUGUUGGAAAGUGGAUUGUUCAAAGAAGAUAUUGAUGAAGAGGACAUCAAUAAUGCAAUCGACUCAGGCUCUGCAGGGAAAGGAUCUUGGGAAGAUGAGGAACAGGAUUAUGAGUUAAAGCCUCGGAAGCUGGAUUCUUUAGAUGUUGUAGAGGGUUUGCCUAUUAAGAUUAAUGGGAAGUUGGAACGGAGGAUGCGCGAGGUUUCUAACGAAGCAGUCGAGAGUGAUUCUGAUGGAGAGCGAAACAAGCAAGAAAUUAUGCAUUCGGGUGGUGGUGAUGAUGAUGACCAUGAGAAUGACCAUGAGAAUGACCAUGAGAAUGACCAUGAUCAAGUGGUGAUAGACACUGAGGACAGGAUACUUGAGAUAAAAGAGAUGAUUGCCGAGUUGGUGGAGAACAUAAUGGAGGAACCUGAGGAACAUACAUCAGCCUUGACUCGUUUGCGGAAAAUGGCAGAAUCGAAGAAUCCUAAUACUUGCAAAUUCUCUCUACUUGCAUUGGUACCUGUAUGGAAAUAUAUUAUUCCGGGGUAUAGAAUCAGGCCAUUGACGGAGGUUGAAAAGAAGGAAAAGGUCUCAAAAGAUGUUGCCAAGUUGAGGAAUUUUGAGGAAAAGAUAGUUUUAAACUAUAAACUUUAUGUGGAUAAUUUGUCCGUUUUGGCCCGUACUGCUAAUAAUGAGUCUCCGAUCAAGGUUGGUUUGGCCAAUGUUGCUUUAACAGCUGCCGUUGAAUUGGCCGGUAGCUUUUCACACUUUAACUUCAGGCAGGAAGUUUUAACAAUUAUCAUUCGGAGAGUUUGUAAACCUAACCCUAGCGCGGAUCCUGUGUUCCAAAAAGCUAUUAAAUGUCUAGAAGUUUUACUCAGUGAAGAUGAUGAAGGCAAUGUCGCGUUGGACAUUUUAAGGAUAAUUUCUAAAACAAUGAAAGUAAGGAGCUACAAUGUGGAUGAAUCCGUACUGAAUAUAUUUUUGUCCUUAGAUAUUUUAAACGAUUACAAUUCUAAUACCAAGUUUGAUGAGCCUACUAAGCUUAAGCAGAAGAAGAAAGACCGAGUUCAUUUAUCAAAAAAGCAGAGGAAGGCCAGAAAGGAAAUGAAAGAAAUUGAAGAAGAAAUGCGUAAAGCAGAACAAGCAGUCUCUGCUGAGGAAAGAGAAAAGAACCAGGGGGAAAUUCUAAAAUUGCUUCUAACAUUAUACCUCAACAUUUUGAAAGCUAGCAACAGUAGGCUAAUUGGUUCAGUUCUAGAAGGUUUGGCGAAGUUUGGUCAUAUGGCAAAUUUUGAUCUACUAGGUGACUUUCUGACGGUAAUGAAGGAAAUUAUAGCUGAAGCCAAAUUAGAUGAUUUGUCAGCUAGUGAAGUCCGUAAGGUUCUCCUCUGCAUUGUAACGGCGUUCUCACUAGUCACUAAUCAUAACCACAUGAAAAUAUCUGUUGAUUUAUCUACGUUUGUUGACGCCUUGUAUGCUUUACUUCCGUAUAUUUCAUUGGAUGCUGAUAUCGAAUUUUCGCAAAAGACUCUUAGGUUGGCUGAUCCAUUGAAUAAUGAAUUAAUCAAACCUUCAGUCAAUGUAUCCACCAAAGCUGAACUUCUGCUAAAAGCUCUGGAUCAUAUAUUUUUCAGGUCAAAAUCCAGUACUAAACAAAGGGCUUCCGCUUUUACAAAGAGAUUAUAUAUGACCAUUACACAUACCCCAGAGAGGACGACGAUCGCUAUAUUAAAGUUUUUAGAUAAACUAAUGACCAAAUACUCCGAAAUAGGCGGUUUGUAUUCAACAGAAGAUAGAAUUGGUAAUGGUAAUUUUCAUAUGGAAGCGUCUACACCCGGUAGAAGUAACUCAGAAGCCGCUACCAUUUGGGAAAAUACUCUGUUGUUCAACCACUAUUGUCCAACUGUAGCUUCAGCUUCCAAGACCUUGUUUAAUAGAUCUAGAGAAACAUUAAAAUGA